Messenger RNA from Cylindrotheca closterium, 396 nucleotides. Lineage: Eukaryota; Bacillariophyta; Bacillariophyceae; Bacillariales; Bacillariaceae. The record is from the annotation of a GenBank genome assembly.
AUGAAGACGCCACCUACCUUUCAGAUUAAGGUUGCCAACAUUGGCAAUGUGUCAGCUGGCAAGACCGCUGUUCUCAACGCUCUGUUUCGAGAUAAGUUUGGCGAAGUGUCCAUGAAGCGAACUACGGCCGGUGUCAACGAAUUUGCUAUUUCGAGUGCUGGCGAAGAAUGGGCGCUGGUUGCAGACAGUCCACGUGAAUCCAAAUCGGAUCUGAAAGAAAUGACCGAAGACAACUUGGAGCUUCGAGCUAGCGAUCAAGUUCAGACAAAGCGAUUCGAGAUCGAGUUGGACGAACCUUUGUACGAGAUGCGAAAGGAUACUCAGCUUGUCAUUGUAGAUAUUCCGGGUGUCAAUAAUUCGCUGUUUUCCUACAUUCCGAGAGAUGAACGUAUAUGA